Messenger RNA from Volvox carteri f. nagariensis, 1542 nucleotides. RefSeq lists its product as uncharacterized. Gene Ontology annotation, biological process: protein dephosphorylation. Lineage: Eukaryota; Viridiplantae; Chlorophyta; Chlorophyceae; Chlamydomonadales; Volvocaceae. Gene Ontology annotation, molecular function: cation binding; protein serine/threonine phosphatase activity. The record is from RefSeq and is a predicted model, not a curated record. The transcript has 3 exons. Bases 1 to 1542 code for a protein of 513 amino acids.
AUGGCUGAAACGAAUGUGACAUUCGUUUCGGGUUCGAACACGCGUUUGCCUACACAAUCAGUUUUUGAUGGCUACGCCGAGCGCGUCAUACGAUUGAGCUUUCAUGUACAGGGCGAUCCUGCUGCUGUCCCAACAAUUGUAACUCGCGAUAACGGUGCCACCUGCGAUUCCACGUUCGUACCAAGCCAGGUGUUCAUGUUGGCUCCCUUGGUUAGCGUACUUCGACUGAGCCCCACACGUGAAACGGCUUCUUCCAGCGGCAGACCCGCAGCUCGUGGGCAUUGUGCGCGCAGCAGCAGCAGCAGCAGCAGCAGCAACGGGGCUGUUGUGCCCAACCCCGGCCCCCAUUUGGACGUGGCCGGCGUGUCCCUGCCCGGCUAUGCGCCCGGAUACAAGGACCGCAACCAGGACUCUGCGCUUCUGCUGGACACCUUCCUGAGCAAUCGUCAACAGCUGCUGGCGGUCUUCGACGGGCACGGCCCGGAGGGUGACCGCGUUUCCGCCUUCGUCAAGCGCAACCUGCCGUACACCCUGCUGACGCAACUUGCGGAAGAUGGGGAGGAGACACGCCGCCGCGGGGCCGCGGCUGUGGACAGCUCAGAAGAGAGCCGUGCCGCAAAGAUGGCCGCUUCAGCGUCCCCGUGGACAUUCGUCACGUCCCCUCAGCCGACGGCCUGCAGUGGCGGUGGCCGCCCUGCCGGGGGUUGCGGCGGGGGACCGCUGCCGCGGGCGAUGUGGCGCGCCGUCACCUCCCUCGACCGGCAGCUGGAGGACAGUGGCAUUGAUGUGGUUAACAGCGGCACCACCGCGGCUCUGUGUCACGUGCACGGCCGUCGCGUGACGGCGGCGUGGGUAGGCGACUCGCGCAUGCUGCUGGGCCUGCCAAUGCGAGCAGGUGAAGCCGCGGGAGCGCACGCGUCAGUAGCGGCGGUAGCGCUAUUAAGUGAGACAGCAGACCCUGCAGCUGGUGGUUCCGGAGCUGCAAACAAUAUUGGAAACGAAGUCGGAGUGUCGGGGGCGGCAACGACUGCCACACGAGGCCGUGCACGUGGCGGCGAUGGCUCGUGGCGUGUGGCCUGGUCCUCCAGUGAUCAUAAACCAGAGCUUCCGGAGGAAUUGCAGCGCAUCCAGGCGGCGGGAGGGCGGGUGGCUCGUAGCGUGGGACGACAGGGCCCGGUGGGGCCGUAUAGGGUAUGGUUUCAGGACCAGGCCUAUCCCGGUCUGGCCAUGAGCCGUGCUCUGGGGGACCUUCCUGGCCGCGAAAUCGGCGUCACAUGCCAGCCCUCCUGCGCCUCUCUGCGCCUGCCGGACAGCGGCCCGGCGGUACUGGUGGUAGCAUCGGACGGAGUGUGGGAGCUCAUGUCCAAUGAAAAGGUUCUGGAGCUGGCGGCGAAUGCGAGCUCUGCGGCGGAGGCAGCUAGCCGUGUCGUACAACAAUCGCGGCGCGCCUGGGUGAAGGAGUACGGCGGGUCGUACGUGGAUGACAUAACGGCGCUCGUCAUGCGCAUCGACAUGCCUCCACGGCGGGCGUCAGGACAUUAG